Molecule: messenger RNA, 1509 nt
Organism: Budorcas taxicolor (takin)
Lineage: Eukaryota; Metazoa; Chordata; Mammalia; Artiodactyla; Bovidae
Product: cytochrome P450 11B1, mitochondrial-like
Biological process (GO): cholesterol metabolic process; cellular response to peptide hormone stimulus; cortisol metabolic process
Cellular component (GO): mitochondrial inner membrane
Molecular function (GO): heme binding; corticosterone 18-monooxygenase activity; iron ion binding
Source: RefSeq, a predicted model, not a curated record
AUGGCGCUGUGGGCAAAGGCCAGGCUGCGGAUGGCAGGGCCCUGGCUGUCCCUGCACAGGGCACGCCCACUGGGCACCAGAGCCGCUGCAGCGCCCAAGGCGGUGCUGCCCUUCGAAGCCAUGCCCCGGUGUCCUGGCAACAAGUGGAUGCGGAUGCUGCAGGUCUGGAAGGAGCAGGGCUCUGAGAACAUGCACUUGGACAUGCAUCAGACCUUCCAGGAGCUGGGGCCCAUUUUCAGGUACGACGUGGGAGGGAGACACAUGGUGUUCGUGAUGCUGCCCGAGGACGUGGAGAGGCUGCAGCAGGCGGACAGCCUUCACCCCCAGCGGAUGCUCCUGGAGCCCUGGCUGGCCUACCGACAGGCUCGCGGGCACAAGUGUGGCGUGUUCUUGCUCAACGGGCCCCAGUGGCGUUUGGACCGACUGCGGCUGAACCCAGACGUGCUCUCGCUGCCAGCCCUGCAGAAGUACACGCCCUUGGUGGAUGGCGUGGCCAGGGACUUCUCCCAGACCCUGAAGGCGAGGGUGCUGCAGAAUGCUCGGGGGAGUCUGACCCUGGACAUCGCUCCCAGCGUCUUCCGCUACACCAUCGAAGCCAGCACCUUAGUCCUUUACGGAGAGCGGCUUGGCCUUCUGACCCAGCAACCAAACCCUGACAGCCUGAACUUUAUCCACGCGCUGGAGGCCAUGUUCAAGUCCACCGUGCAGCUCAUGUUUGUGCCCCGGCGCCUGUCACGGUGGACGAGCAGCAGCAUGUGGAGGGAUCAUUUUGAGGCCUGGGACUACAUCUUCCAGUAUGCCAACAGAGCCAUCCAGAGAAUCUAUCAGGAGCUGGCCCUCGGCCACCCGUGGCACUACAGCGGCAUCGUGGCAGAGCUGCUGAUGCGAGCAGACAUGACCCUGGAUACCAUCAAGGCCAACACGAUCGACCUCACUGCUGGGAGUGUGGACACGACAGCCUUCCCCUUGCUGAUGACUCUCUUUGAGCUGGCUCGGAACCCGGAGGUGCAGCAGGCCCUGCGCCAGGAGAGCCUGGUGGCUGAGGCCCGGAUCUCAGAAAAUCCCCAGAGGGCCACCACGGAGCUGCCUUUGUUGCGGGCGGCCCUCAAGGAGACCUUGAGGCUCUACCCCGUGGGUAUCACUUUGGAGCGGCAAGUGAGCUCGGACCUGGUGCUGCAGAACUACCACAUCCCGGCCGGGACGCUGGUGAAGGUCCUACUCUAUUCCCUGGGUCGAAACCCCGCCGUGUUCGCCAGGCCCGAGAGCUAUCACCCCCAGCGCUGGCUGGACCGCCAGGGCUCUGGAAGCAGGUUCCCGCACCUGGCCUUUGGCUUUGGCAUGCGCCAGUCUGGGCGGCGCGUGGCCGAGGUGGAGAUGCUGCUGCUUCUGCACCAUGUGCUGAAGAACUUCCUGGUGGAGACACUGGCGCAAGAGGACAUAAAGAUGGUCUACCGCUUCAUACUGAUGCCCUCUGCCCUCCCCCUCUUCACCUUCCGGGCCAUCCAGUAG